Molecule: messenger RNA, 210 nt
Organism: Entrophospora sp. SA101
Lineage: Eukaryota; Fungi; Glomeromycota; Glomeromycetes; Entrophosporales; Entrophosporaceae
Source: the annotation of a GenBank genome assembly
AUGUCUAAAAGAAACAUAACAGUUCCUCCAUUAUAUGUUCAAAGAUAUGAUUUUUUUAAAAAAUUUGCAAUUUGUUGCUUUAUUGUCUUUAUUGCCUUUAACGGACUUGGAUAUCUUUUUUACAAAGAUGACUUACAAAAUAAUCCAACUGGAUUACUUGAUGAACAAUCACCUGGAAUGUUUAAUCUUUUAGCUGUUAAUUAUAAUUGA